AUGCGCUCAAUACCGGCUUCACUACGAGUUGGAUCUGGUACAAUCUCACCAACGAGCAUCUCCACGACCCUCCCUGCCUCCACCCUCAUCCGCAUCUUGCCCUCCAACACCCGCUUCUCCUCCACCAACACUCGAUCACCACGACCACGACCACCCCUCCUCAAGCUCUGCAACGCACAUCUAAAAACACUCCCCUCUACCCGCACUUUAGACUGGACCAUCAACGAUCACGCCGCAGAGGAAUGCUGGGCGAUCAUCGCGCCAGCCUCCGAACAAGGUGGCUGCGUGCGUCGUGAACUUGUCGAUAUCCUUUCCGCUCGUAUUCCUCCUCGCCUUUCUCCUUGCAAUCUCCGACACCCACCCGCUCAUCCAUUUCUUUUACAUCCAUCGCAACCAGAUGCACCUCCCCGCGCUGCAAGUCAGCUGAUCAAGCUUGUUUCCUUCGCAACCAAGAUCCGCCGGCCAUCUUGUGGGUCUGGCGAAUCUACCAACUACUUGGCGCGCUAUGGUGCGAUUCGCGAUCAAGAUCGAACUACCUUGUAUGAGAGAUUGAUGGAUUCCUUGGAUUGUCCUCUGGGGUUGGUUGCACGCCAGAGGUUUCUGCCGGAUCCAUUUGCAACUGCUUCCACCGAGGAGGUGGCGUUGUUCAAGUACAAGUCCUGCUGGGAGAGAGAAAAGGCGUUGGACAAGGCAAAGGAGGCGGAUAGGAUGAUUAGAAAGAUGGCACCACUUUUGCUUAUUACAGAUGAGUUGCUUGAUAGUCCUGUCAUUGCGCUUUCCAAUGGACAAACCAGGCGGGCGAGGAUUUUGAGUAGUUUGAUUGUAGGCGCAGAGGUGGUUGUGUUGGAAGAACCUUUUUCGGGAAUCGAUGCGGAUACGAGGCUCAAGUUGAGUGAGUUGUUUAGGCAAUUGCAUGCUGCUAGGAGUCCAAGGUUGGUUUUGGUGCUGAGAGAGCAGGAUGCCAUUCCGGAUCUUGUAACGCAUGUUCUGAGAGUGAAUGAUCAAGGCGAGAUUACUUACCUCGGUCCCCGUAACAACACCUGCGAACCGAGUCGAGCGGAGAAGGCGGGAGCAAAGCAACCAGGUCCAACCCAAAUCCGCAACAACGCUGCACUCAACAUUGGGAGAGGAAACACCUCUCUCCCCGCCAUCAUAUCCCUUUCCUCUGUGUCGAUCCAGUACGGCCAAAAGGUGAUCCUUGACAAUGUCUCUCUAAACAUACAUCCCUCAACGCGACUCAUCCUAGCCGGAGACAACGGGUCCGGGAAAACCACUCUUCUGGCCCUCCUCCUCGGUGACCAUGCGAAAUCAUUCUCCUUCCCCUCCGCCUCUCUAUCCCUCUUCUCGCACGCACGAGACCAUCCUUCGAACGCGCGCAGCCUACUUAAUCGACGUACAGGCCAUCUUUCACCCGAGCUGUUCAACGCAUUCCCGCGCAAAGCGCUCUCAACAGGAGGCCUUACUGUCGGACAAGUGGUCGCAUCUGGUUUCGAAAAUCUUUUCUCUCCCCGCAAGUAUACCCAAUCGCAAAAAGAAAGAGUUGACGCUCUCCUCCACCUAUUCGCUGAUCUCAUCAAACCCACUCGAGAUGCAACAGUCUCAUCGCAGACCGAGCAAGUGCAAGAAUGCUCGGCUAGACCGUUUAACGAAUUGACUCAUUCCUCUCAAGCACUCGUUCUAUUUCUGAGAGCUGUAGUUGCAAAUCCGCAGCUGUUAGUUCUCGAUGAACCUUUCCAAGGAAUGGACAAGUAUCAGGUUGAACGCAUUCGUCGGUUUAUUGAUGAACCGGAAAACUUGCCCAUUGGUGCAACACCCGAGCUUGUCGCUGAGGAUCUGAGAGAAAGGAGACAAAUGGCAAUAGUUCUGGUGAGCCAUUACCAAUCCGAAUGGCCUCUUACUUUCGGCUCCCUGUUGCGUCUCAAUGAAGGUCGUGUUGUAGAGCAGAUCUGA
Ustilago hordei is the source of this 1950-nucleotide messenger RNA. RefSeq names its product related to ABC transporter family members. The transcript has a single exon. Gene Ontology annotation, molecular function: ATP binding; ATP hydrolysis activity. The record is from RefSeq and is a predicted model, not a curated record. Lineage: Eukaryota; Fungi; Basidiomycota; Ustilaginomycetes; Ustilaginales; Ustilaginaceae. The coding region runs from base 1 to 1950 and encodes 649 amino acids.